This is a messenger RNA of Biomphalaria glabrata, 5993 nucleotides long. Its product is annotated as MAP7 domain-containing protein 1-like. Lineage: Eukaryota; Metazoa; Mollusca; Gastropoda; Planorbidae. The coding region runs from base 509 to 4036 and encodes 1175 amino acids. The record is from RefSeq and is a predicted model, not a curated record. Gene Ontology annotation, biological process: microtubule cytoskeleton organization. Gene Ontology annotation, cellular component: microtubule cytoskeleton. The transcript is spliced from 16 exons.
AAUUUGAUUGAAGAAAUACAUGAGUGUUACUAGGAUGUAUUUCCAAUAUUUUUUUUAAGUGGAUGGGGAGGUAUUUCAAUCAUGGUUUGCAUUGACAACAUCGCACUUUCGAAAAAGUCAACACAAAUGGUCAUAACGUGUAUUUAUUGUGUGUGUGUGUGUUUGUCAGUCUGUCACAGAAGACGAAACAUCCUUUCCAUUGAACACCUAACGCUGUGUUUGCGUGCGUGUCUUCUCGACAUUGGUACUGAACUUGUAAUACAGUGUUACUGUCCAAAAUGUGUGCUGAUUUGAACUGGGGUGUUAUCUUCAAACGGAAUCAAACAUUUUUGUGUGAUCUUCUAUUUGGCCAUCUCAUUAAGAUAGUCACAACCAUCGACAGGACAAAAGAGCUGUUCUACUCGAGACAUGUCCAGACCAUGAAGCCAACCCAUCAAGACAGUCCUCCAAACAAACUGGGGUAUCUGGUGAUAUACCAUUAGCUGCCUCCUUUCCCAAGCGAGUCAAGAUGGAUGGAGAUGGUGAUGGCGCCCCAACAUCCACCCACACAUCACCUAGUCACCAGAAAGAAGAUGCUCUACUCUAUGAUGGGGGAGGUGAAGGUCACAAGAGCAGCGUCAUCUCCUUUGACAGCAGUGCCGAGUCAACACCCAGGAAGUCAGUGCCUAAAAGAUCCUCAGCGCCCUCCACGCCACAGUCCCACGGACACGACCUGAGUACAGUGGACAUGAAGAUGUCAUGGGAUGGCAGUGCCAGUGGGGGCAGUGCUAAGGGUGAGACCACUGAUGGUGAGACAGGGUAUAAAGUUGCCUUCAAGGCCAGAGCAGGGAUGCUUGCUGAUCCAGUAAAGAUAGCUAAAGAAAGAGAGAAAGAAGAAAGAGUAAGACAAGCUAGAGAGAGAUUGCUAGAGGAAAGGAAGAAGAAACUAGAAGAGCUGAGAGAGCAACAGAGAAUCGCUCAGGAGAAUAGAGAAAAACAACUGGAAAUGAGAAGGCGUAAAAUUGAGGACCUAAGGAAAAGGGACUCAGAGAGAAGAGCUGCUGUAGAGGAGCGUAGAAAAAUGAAGGAGGAUAUUGAGAGAGCUCGUCGUGAAUCUAUCUUGCAAAAAGCUGAGGAACGUGUUGCACGCUAUGAAGCUUGGAAAGCUGGUGGCCGUAAAGGUGGGAGGGGUCACAUAUUUGGUUUCGGUAGCGCCACACCUCGUGACAUCUGCCAGCCCUUCGAGCGACCUAGGCGCUCUUCCUCUCACAGUGCCCUUCAAAGGCGCUCCCCAAAUGGGUCCGAUAUGGAUUCCAUGCGACCGCAGAGGCGUGCUCUUUCAGCGUGCAGUGCGGUGCGCAGACACUGUUGUGUAGAUUAUAAUAGGAUCGGGAUGUUUGGUGAAGGUUCACCCAAGAAUCUCUCCGUCUCCAUGAGUGCACUCUGUCACAAACGCAACCCUGAGUUUUCUUCUUUGAGUGUCUUGUUGCCUGGUUCAACCCCUGGUCUGCUAUCUGUACAUGACAGUCGAAGGUCUUUUCUAGGGCCCCACACAUCAGCUUCUGCCAUUGUGGCAGGAUUUCAGCACCAACAACGAGUGGCGGCUGCUUCUGCGGUGGGCACUACACCCACACAGCAACCUCGUGCAUCCAUGACAGCCAGCAUGCCCAGUCCAGUCAGGAUGAGGGAGAACAAGACCCGCAAACAGCGACCAGCAAGUGUGGCUUCCUCUAUGCCCAGUUUUGUGGGAGGGGAACCAGCGAAAACACCCCGCAGUAAAAGUACAGAUCGCAGUGGGAGAGAUCGUUCCAAAACCAGACAAAAUAGAAAAGAUGAAAAGGCAAUCAAAGAUCAAGAGAACCUUACAGAGAAAGCUCAGAAGUCAGCCCUUAAGGUGGACAAGACUGAUGCUGAGAAGGAAACUGAGCAGGACGGGGAGGUUGCAGAUAAAAAGGACAAAAAAUCCAGGGUGUCGCUAUCCUUCUAUGACCGACUUGCCACCCCCAAGUACAGCAAGAAAGAUGGCGACCCUACAUCUAAAGUAGACCUCCCUCCCAAAAAAGAGACCACUGUAGUUAGGGUUCAAUUUGCUGGUGAAGAGGAUGGUGCUCAGGAUGGAAUGAUUGAACCUGAGCUUUCACCAAGGAAAGCCUACUCAACACCUAAUCUCUCACCCAUGAAAAAGAAGUCUUCAAUUCGUGAAAAACCUGCACAUAAAGAUGGUGGUCCAAAGCAAAGUUCUCAUGUAGCAAAAGAUACUUCCCGUGGUGUCACCCCUGUUAUUGGCUCCACUGCACCCAUGGCUCCUGCAAAUAGGGGCAUUUCUCCAGGCCGCAAAGACAAGUCUGCCUCCUCCACCCCCCGCAUCACCCCGCCACCUUCUGCAAAUUCUACCCCUACACACACCCCAUCUGUGCCCCGUGCCAGCAGCCCUCCUGGACUGGCACAUACUGUGGCGGAUGAUGGGGCUCCACGCGCUGCUCCUUCUCAGCCCCAAGACAUCACAGCAGAAGAGUAUAAAGCUAGGCUAGCAGAGAAAAGACGCCAGGCUAGAGAGAAAGCUGAAAAGGAGGCUGAAGAAGAAAGGAAAAGACAAGAUGAAUUAUGGAUGGCAGAACAGGAGAGACUUCGUAAAGAAGAAGAGGAGCAAAAGAGGUUAGAAGAAGAAGCUGCUGAGGCCAGGAGGCAAGAAGAAGAAAGACUGCAGAAAGCUAUUGAAGCUGAGGAAAAAAGAAGAAAAGAGGAAGCUGAGAAAUUUGAAAUGGAGAGAAAAGCUAAAGAAGAAGCAGAGAAAAAAGCAAGAGAAGAAGCUGAGAAACUUGAAAAAGAAAAACAAGAGAAAGCUAAACGUGAUGAAGAAGAAAGGCAAGCCAGGAAAAAGAAACUUGAAAUGAUCAUGAAACGAGUCAAGCCAGAGUCCCAGGCAGAUACAUCCUUGAAAACAGAGAGUCCUAGCAAAUCUGUUAGUAGUUCUCCCAAUCUGAGCCAAGUUAACUCCUCCCAGAAUUCUCCAGAUGAACAUGAAAAGCCUGUGGCUGCAUCACAGGGCACGCCCAGUGACGAAGAGGCCCUGCCACCUGUCGGUUCUGCCGUAGAGAUACCUAGUGCUGCCAUGACAACAUCUUUCAUACUAGAUACAGAUGAAGAUUCAUUGUCAACAUCGACAGUGAUGACUGCAUCUUUCAUCCGCAGUGCCUCCUCCAAUGAUAUACUGGAUACUGAGGAGGGAACUGAGGAGCAUGACACCAGGUUGUCCAGCAGUGCUGCAACAACUCCAUCUAGGCAUGAGGACACAGUUUUGUCUUCUGAAUCAACAUCUGAAACAAAGUCCAAAUUUAAAUCUCCACUUCUCCAGCAGCUUGUAGAAAAGAAGAGCUCAGAUUCCCUGUCUGGGGGACCCAAAUUCAAAUCUCCACUUUUACAAAACCUACUUGGCAAAACCAAAGUUGGAGCUCGUAUUGGUAUGUCAUCGAGUACAGGAGAUUUAAGAAAUAAAGACCCAUCUGCAGAGGACAACCAAAUGAGCACAUCGAGUCACAUGACCAGCCACUCCAGCUACACUAAAGAGCUGUUCAACCAAGACAGGGAUGAUGAGGACAAGGAUGAGGACACUUCUGCUGGCACCCAAAAGUCUUUCCAUAGCUCCCUAACAAAUGGUGUGGGAAAGGAUUCUUUCUACAAAUCCUCAACUGAUACCUCUCCAGCUGAGUCUGGAGGCAAGCUUGGUGGGUCCAACAUGAGUGAUUCUGGUAUAGAACCUCACAUGGAGAGGGAACUGUCUGCUCCUGGGUUGAUGUCACAAUCUAAUCUCUGGAAUGGUCAAGAAGGUCAUGGCAUGGAAGACUCCAGUAUCAGCCUACACUCCAUCUCUGAAAGUCUGACUACAUCUGGAUUUGUAUUUGAUUCAGUCCCUCAGUCUGAUGAGACACUUCAGGAGGGACAUUUGGAGGAUCUGUUAGAUCUGAGAGACUCCAAGACAUCAUCACUAGUGUCUGGAGCUCCCAUCUUAGCUUUUGGAGAAAAUAGACUACAAGAUGCAACAGAAUCUCUAUCAUGACCCUAGAUUGAUGCAGUAAGUCAAGUACCAUAAGCUUUAUCCACUGCUGGUGGUCUAUGUGAUGUUUCUUGGAAGCUAGCACUGUUGGUGUCUCCACUCUACAGUACUCAUGUUGUGAUGGUCAAGCUCAUUAUUUCAUUACCUCCCUUCUGCUGUGUGUUACUGGGAUCACUGGUGACUGUCCCAGAGAGCACUCAAUGUGCUUAGGUUGUUGUUUUUUUUUAUUUGUUUUUACUUUAUAUACUGAACUGCCUAUGACUAAUUUGUGCAUCUUCAAUUCUAUGUCAAUUGAAACUUGUCAAACUGCAUACCACUACAGUGGUGUUGUGUGUUAAUAUUUAUUGUCACUUUAAAAUUUGACACAAUCAUUACUUUUUUUUUUGUAUGUUCUAAAGUACUGGUCUUUUUGUCAAUUUUGAACUCCAUGGUGUGCUUGCAUUAAGUUGUUUCUCUUGGUGGGUAACAACAGAGUGUACAUCAUCAUCUAGUGCUGCAGUUUUGUGGAACAUUGUGUUUUGUUUUUUAGACAUGGAACAUUUCUCUAAACUAAACCAGAUUGAAAUUGUAGACAUGGUUGAACCUCCAAAGGUUCAGGAUGCUGUGGAUAAUCUACACUUUCUGCACCAACCCAAUGGCAAUGUGCCAAGUGAUGCUGAAACUCUUCUUGUUGAUGACAUUAAUAAGAAUGUUCGUUUGGAAGGGGAGUCCGUUCCCUCAGACUUGAAUGCGUUGAUCAGUCCUUGUCACAGUAACACAAACCAGAAAGCCAUUCUCUUAGGCCGGGGAAACAGCUUCAGCUUGGGGAGAUCUGAGGCCAUUAUCAUCAACAGUAAUAGAAAAUCCUGGCAAGUGGAAGAGACAAACAGAAACAACAAUUGUGUGGGAGACUUCAACACAACUCAUGGCUUUGCUCCUCCACCAAUUUCGAUUUUAGUCACAAAUGGGACAGAUGUUGUUAGUCAAACCACAUCUGGUCAGAGUUUCGAUGAGUUAGAAAAACUAUGGCACAAGGUGGAGUCCAUCAUGCUAGCCAAGCAGGAAGUGGUUCAGCAGGUCUUGGAGGAGUCUGGCAUUGGUGAGGCAGGUGAAGAGGAUGAGGAUGUCUGGCAGGUGCUGCAGGAGAACUUUCAAGUGUAAUCAUAACUGCAGAUUUACAUUAUUAGCCAUUCCAUAGCCCUAAUACACUAUUUUCUCACUGAGCAAACAUGAGGUCAUUCAUUUAGGUUCAUCCCAUGCUAUUACACUUAGAUUAUUGGUCAUUUGAACACCUGUGCAUAAUGUAUGUGCAAAUACAAUGUCAGUUUUGUCUUUUUUCCCCCCUUAGUAAAUAUGCUGUACACUUGGUUACAAUUAUUGUAAGCAUAACACUGAAUUUCAUUUUGUCAUAGAUUUGUAAACAAAAUAUUCCUUGAUGUUAACUUUCAAUGUAUUUUUGAUUUGCAAGUAUUUAUUUUGUGUAUAUAUGAACUAGUAGACACAGAUGUUUGAUUCCAAACAUUGGGUUGCAAGUAAUGGUUUUAUUUGCUGCUCCAUGCCCCGUUUCCUGUAAUUGCUUACACUACAACCUAUAGACCUACUUUAACAAGCUGAAAAAUGACAUUUCAUUUGCCCACCUGUACUUCAAUUUACUCAAGUCAUUUUCAUUUCUGAUUUGUAAAACCUAUAUUAAUAUUAGAGAUUGAGAAAAUGAUCCUAGCUGCAUAGGAAAACACUUUUCUUUUGAAAUUUACAUACAAGCUUAAGUGUUGACUGUGAUCUGUAAAUAGCUCUGUUCUUUGGGUGGGGGAAUUAUUUUUUUUCUUCCUAUUCAAAGAGCCUUCUUGUUAUGAUAAACAAUUUCUCUUGAGAUUUUGUUUCAUAUAUGCAUGUCAGUUGUGUUUAGUUCUGCUGGUGACCAUAAUGAAAUGCUGAUUGAAUCAAGUAUGCUUGUAUUGAAUGAAUAAAAAAGAAAAAAAUC